Messenger RNA from Sardina pilchardus (European sardine), 1923 nucleotides. Its product is annotated as stathmin-like. The transcript is spliced from 5 exons. Gene Ontology annotation, biological process: regulation of microtubule polymerization or depolymerization; microtubule depolymerization; neuron projection development. Bases 150 to 605 code for a protein of 151 amino acids. NCBI's taxonomy places the organism in Eukaryota, Metazoa, Chordata, Actinopteri, Clupeiformes, Clupeidae. The record is from RefSeq and is a predicted model, not a curated record. Gene Ontology annotation, cellular component: cytoplasm; neuron projection. Gene Ontology annotation, molecular function: tubulin binding.
ACUGACAUCUAAUGUUAUCCAUGGCAAGAUGAGUGUACAGUAAAUGCGAAGGCUACCAUUAUUUUGUAGAGUGCAGAUGCUUGUUUGGCUUCAGAACAGCGGGAUCAUUAAUUUGUCUGAGGUACCACUGAACCAGUCUCACCACAAAUAUGGCCUCUUCUGGUGAUAUUCAGGUGAAGGAACUCGACAAGCGUGCCUCUGGGCAGGCAUUUGAAGUGAUCCUCGGAACCCCCGCCCCGGACGCCAAGGGCGAGUUCCCCUUGUCGCCCCCCAAGAAGAAGGACCUGUCUUUGGAGGAGAUCCAGAGGAAACUGGAGGCUGCUGAGGAGAGGCGCAAGUCACACGAGGCUGAGGUUCUGAAGCACUUAGCUGAGAAGCGCGAGCACGAGAAGGAGGUGCUUCAGAAAGCUCAGGAGGAGAAUAACAACUUCAGCAAGCUGGCUGAGGAGAAGCUCAACCAGAAGAUGGAGGCUAACAAAGAAAACAGAGAAGCACUUCUGGCGGCCAUGAGCGAGAAGUUCAAGGAGAAGGACAAGAAAAUUGAGGAGGUCCGCAAGAACAAGGAAACCAAAGAGCCUGAGGGUGACGGGUGUGCAGGAAACUGAACAUUACAAUCAAAGGGGAUGGGGUGGGAGGGUUACGGGGAGUGAUACUAAAGGUUUUUUUUACACAUCCAAAGAUUUAUUUUUUCCUUUUGUUUUGACAGCCAGUAUCUUUGUUCACUGCCUACCUUUUUGAGAAAAAAAAAGAAGAGAAAAGUUUAACUCCAGUGCAUUGCUUUCCACCAGAUUAAACAGUGAUUCUUGUCGCCACAGCAACAUUCACCCAUGGCGACACUUGCUGGUUCUGUAGCAGAGAACGCCUCUCUUGGGCAGGUUUCCCCCUAAAGACUUUGCCAUCCAUGGCCUACAGCUCUAUUCAGAUCCUGGUUGGGGAACAAGGUGGAGGGGGAACCUGCAUCUGUGGCGUUUCCCUGCGGAUUUUAGUUUGUGUCUACAUUGCUAUGGUUCUUUUUCUUUGGUCUCUUGAGUCUCUUGUCCAUUUCUUUGGAUGUGUUCCCGAGCAUCUGCCAACUUCGGAAACGGUCUGGGUCCGCUCCGCUCCGUUCCUGAUCCUGCAGGACCGGUGUUGGAACAGUUCCAGACUCGUUCUAGAGAUGGCCAUCUCCUAGAUUUGUUCAUGCAGCUUUUGAUCUUGGCUAUUAGCAGCAGUGUUCUUACCUUUGCUUUUUUUUAUAAAACAAACAAAAAAAGAAGCAUGUCUCUGUGCAUAGAACUUUAACAUGUAUCUAUUGCAUACUGUGCGUUUGGAAAUGUGACCCUGUGAAGUUCAGAAAAAAAAUGACCUGUUUUUAGCACUUAAACAGAACAAAACAAGAAGUAGCACACGAGUUCUCCACAUGGGCGUGUUUGGUUUCUCUCUAUCUUGCUCCCUUCUGUAUAUUGCAAAUCUUCAGGUAGAUUACGCUUUUCCAGAAUCUGCUAGUUUUCAUUGAUAGACGGUACCGGCCCAGACUUGCAGUUAAGGGACAGAUCUGCCUCUGAGCCAAGGUCCAACCGGGCCCCAGCUGUGGCUCAAUUUUGGGCCUACUGCGGGCUAGGUCUGUUCCAGAAUCUGUUCCUGCUCUCUGGGAAGUGUGUAUGUGUGUGUUGUCUUAAUGUCUGCCCCCAGUGCUGCUGACAUCUUUGCUUUCAUGCUUUCAUACACCGGGAGAGCCGGUGUCAAUCUCAAAGCACAUGACUUGUUCUCCACCAGACCGACGGGGUGUGGGGAAGCCAUCUUGGAAUGGGACUGGAGAAAAUGAGGGUCUACACACAAGGAAGGCAAAUGAGCAAUACAUUUUUGGCAUCACGAUGGGAAAAACAUGUUGACUUAAAACUGUUGUACUAAAAAAAAUAAUAAUAAAAGUAGGAGAAAAUUCAA